ACGUGUGCAACCGUAGGACUAGUGCUCGUUGUGUUUGUACAGUGAGGGAUAUACAUUAAAUACGACUUACUACAUACAUAAUUUAGAAUAAUAGUGCUAGUAGUGUUAGUAGUCUUGGUAUGUACGUAAACACCGUGUUGAUGCCCCGUCUAAAGCGUAUCAGGUGAUGUAUGCUUGCACCCGUCGCUCGCCCAAACUAUCAUGAUCAAACAAUCGAAUGCACAAACACAAACACAGCUACACACACAUGCCCGUACACCGUCUCGCAACUGUUCACGGUCCCCACUUGGCCAGGGUGCUUCCCAUAUCUCUAUGCCUGAGAUCAACAUGACGACUAUUAAUGUGAAUGGUAAGGAGCAGACUCAUGCAAGUGAUAGUUCCGGUGUAAACGAGAACGGCGAAAGCAGGGAGGAUCUCUACAGGCGAAUUGCUGAGCUAAAACAUGAAGUAUUGAUGCUCAACAAGGAAUUGGAGGCACGCGAAGAUGAUUCUUAUCUUGAC
Messenger RNA from Sphaeroforma arctica JP610, 501 nucleotides. RefSeq lists its product as hypothetical. The annotation marks the transcript as partial. The record is from RefSeq and is a predicted model, not a curated record. NCBI's taxonomy places the organism in Eukaryota, Ichthyosporea, Ichthyophonida. The transcript has a single exon.